AUGGAGGAUCCCUCGAAGUACGCCCACAGCCCCGUGCACCUGGCGGUGGCCUGCAGGGACCAUGUCGCACUCCGGCGACUGGUGACCGCCCUCCCGCGCCUUCCGAAAGCAGGAGAGGUCACCACAGAGGAGGAAUCCCUCGCCGCCGAGCGCACGGCGGACAUCGUCUCUGCAGCUAUCGACCGGCGCGAUGUCCCCAACCGAGAGACCCCUCUCCACCUUGCUGUCCGACUGAGAGACCCCAUCUCAGCGGAGAUCCUGAUGUCCGCCGGCGCAGACUGGUCGCUCCAGAACGAGCAGGGAUGGUCCGCGCUCCAGGAGGCCGUGUGCACCCGCGAGGACACCAUUGCAAUGAUCAUCGCCAGACACUACCAGCCGCUCGCCUGGGCCAAAUGGUGCCGGCGGCUCCCCAGGAUCGUCUCCUCCAUCUCCCGGAUCCGGGAUUUCUACAUGGAGAUCACCUUCCACUUUGAGAGCUCUGUCAUUCCCUUCAUCGGCAGGAUCGCUCCCUCGGACACAUAUCGGAUUUGGAAGCGUGGUCCAAAUCUCCGGGCAGACAUGACCCUUGCUGGCUUCGAUGGAUUCCGCAUCCAGAGAUCGGAUCAGACCUUCAUAUUUCUUGGGGAAGGCAUGCCGUCGGAGGAUGGGAGUCCUUCUCUGCCUCCUGGUUCGCUGAUUGUGCUGGUUCACAAGGACAAAGAGAUCACCAAUGCCUUGGAAGGAGCUGGAGCUCGACCGACGGAGGCUGAGGUAGCCCAAGAGGUUGCUAUGAUGUCUCAGACCAAUAUGUAUCGGCCCGGGAUUGACGUCACCGAGGCUGAGCUAGUCCCCCACUUGAACUGGCGGCGGCAGGAGCGAACAGAGGUAGUCGGGAACUGGAAGACAAAGGUUUAUGAUAUGCAUCACGUAAUGGUCAGCGUGAAAUCAAGGCGGGUUCCCGGUGCGAUGACUGACGAGGAGCUGUUCGCCAUUGACAAUGAUGAGAAGAUGGCAAAUGGUGGUGUGCACGACGGAUUGGAUGAUAUCUUGACUGCAGAGGAGAAGAUUCAGCUGGACUCUGCUCUCAACAUGGGGAAUUCAGAAGGCUUUAACGAGGACGAUGAACUAGACAACUAUGAAUCUAAUGGUCUCCCCAAGGAGAAGAAAAGCUGGUUUGGAUGGAACGGCAAGAAGACCUCGAAAAGUAAAGGCGAAGAGGUUGAAGGCCCGACUGCAUCAAAGAGGUUCUCAAAGUCAGCUACAGAAAACGGGGGACCGAAACAUGAACCGCAUGAGAAAACGAAGAAGAAGAAGAAUGGGGUCACGAACGAGCCUAGUAAUAAGCACGGCAGUGAAUACAAGAAGGGGCUGAGACCCGUCCUGUGGUUGACACCAGACUUCCCUCUACUAACAGACGAGCUCCUCCCUUUACUCGAUGUGCUGGCGAACAAGGUCAAAGCUGUAAGGCGACUCAGGGAACUGCUGACUACCAAAUUGCCUCAAGGCACAUUCCCCGUGAAGGUAAUUGGAAUGUACCUUCUACUCUCGUCGUCGUUCAAGUCCUUCUUUAUGCAUGCUAAUACAUGCAAUGCCCUGGGAAGCGGGCAAGGGGGGUGGAGUUAAAAUGGACGAAUACUGCGGAUACUCUGCAUAUUGACGAGAUUUCUCGGAGCAUAUAUGUGAAGGACCCACCCCUAAGUAUGAACCCUUUUCCGCCCCUGAAUGCCAGGCUGCCCAUGUUAAAUUUUCCUAGAUUUCUUCCCGUGCCUUAUCUACUGUCUUUCCAAAUUCACAUGUCCUCUUUGGGUGAAUGCACAUGGCUACGGCGUGGCAAACUGAAUGAUGGGCGUCUGAUUAAAUCUCCUUGAUCUUGUCAUAGGUGAACAAAAUAAGGUCUUAAGUCUGAAAAAACAUGUAGGAGAUGGCCAUUCCUUUCUGUGUGGUAUCAUACAAUUCGAGCCAUCUGAGCAUCAUCAAUGAAAAAUAGGACUGAAUUCCAGUACAGUAAAGGAAAAUGAUCAUCAGAAUAGGGUGCAACACUGUAUAGAUCCUCCAGAUUGGAAUGAGAUGGUGCACCGAUGAUAGCUGUUCGAAGAAUCCUAGUUUGCUUUCAGAUGGCAGUAAAGGCAUGCCUGCUGGACCUUGUUUGCUGAAGAUUCAGAACAUCCCUGUGAAGCACUAUGCCCACUUUUUUUUCCCCUUGAAAGCAUAUCGUAUUUUUCAUGCUCCCUCCAUUUAUAUAUGCUUUCCGACGGGUUAUUUAUCCCUCCAAUGAUUUCUUUUCUACACAGUCGGUGGUACUUACUGGACAGCAAAAUGAUGGAAUCCCAGAUUUUUACACUCUGCUGAUAUGGUUUCCAUCCCAUUAAUACAAUACUCUCCUUGGACCAAUCACAUUGAGCUAUCCCAACCCUAGACUGAAACAUAGCAUCUGGUAUUCGCUCGACUAUAAUAACCUUAUUAGGAUCCUUCUGUCAGAGUGUCACCAAACCCCUUGUCUGAAACAAGGUGAAAAAGCAGACGAGGGAAGAGGUGGGAGAGGGGGGGAGAGCUGACCUUCACGACAAAGCAAGCCCACCAGUGUUCCAGUGUCCCAUUUUCCGUCAUCAGAAGAGUUGUAUGUUUACUCUCGAUGCGAUGUUACCCUCUUUUUCUGAUCUGCUGUUCAUCCCAGGUCGCAAUCCCGAUCGUUCCCACGAUUCGGGUCCUGAUCACCUUCACCAAGUUUGAGGAACUCCAGCCCGCCGAUGAGUUUGCGACCCCUCCCUCGAGCCCCAGCAACUUCUCCGGGGGCAAGGUGAAGGAGGCGGACACGUCCAGCUCCUGGUACUCGUGGGUGAGAGGGGCACGCGGAGGAGCCGCCGCCUUCGCCAACGCCGAGGAUCAAGGCUGUAGGGACGAGGUGGACCCCUUCCUCAUUCCGCCUCACUACACCUGGGUCGACGCCAACGAGAGGAAGCGCCGUAUGAAGGCCAAGAAGUCCAAGAGCAAGAGGGCCGGCAAGAAGCACCCGGCCAAGGGCGGCGCGGGGACUCACCAGACGCCGGACGGCUUCGAGUAG
Molecule: messenger RNA, 3040 nt
Organism: Spirodela intermedia
Lineage: Eukaryota; Viridiplantae; Streptophyta; Magnoliopsida; Alismatales; Araceae
Source: the annotation of a GenBank genome assembly